Messenger RNA from Hibiscus syriacus, 664 nucleotides. Its product is annotated as cold-regulated protein 27-like. Gene Ontology annotation, biological process: regulation of circadian rhythm; response to cold. Lineage: Eukaryota; Viridiplantae; Streptophyta; Magnoliopsida; Malvales; Malvaceae. Bases 75 to 611 code for a protein of 178 amino acids. The record is from RefSeq and is a predicted model, not a curated record. The transcript has 3 exons.
UUUUAAAACAUCUUCUGAUCUUCAAAAUUUAAAAAGCAUCUUUCAUUUAGUGGUUUUUUUUUUACUUCUUUUGCAUGGAGGGUUUCAGGAGAAAUGAGUCUUGGACUAGUUCAGAUGCCUCUUCCUCUGAGUCGUUGGCUCAUACGAUGUCACUCGGCUGGUUUGCUCAACAACAACUUCCAAGCUUGGAUUCUUUGAUGUCUGAAUCUACAUCUACAGAAUGGACAGAUGAGAAGCACAAUUUAUACCUUAAAUCCAUGGAAGCUUCAUUUGUUGACCAGUUAUAUGAUUCUAUGGAUUUUCUUCCAUGGAAAUCACAAAAGGAGAACUUUCCAGGAUCAAAAUUAUCAAGGCAAUCGCAUCGUACCUCUUCGGGCCAGUUUAAAGUUCUACGAGGUGGUAGCUGGAAUAAGAUAAAUUUCAAAAGAGCUGGAUUUCAAUCGAAUAAAAGAGAUCACUCUAGGUGUUUCAUGGCAAGUCCAUGGAUCCAGCACUUUAGAUCCGGAUCCAAGUCUCGAGUAUUCGCCUCGGGUAGCCAUCUUCAACAUAAUGCGCCACCCAAAGGUAAAACAAACAAUUCAAAUGUCGAAGAAAGCAAUUUUUGUAUAUGAUCAUGUCAUUUUCAAGACUCCACAAAUUGGUAAAAUUGAUGCUUGCAUUGGUA